Molecule: messenger RNA, 819 nt
Organism: Oppia nitens
Lineage: Eukaryota; Metazoa; Arthropoda; Arachnida; Sarcoptiformes; Oppiidae
Product: L-xylulose reductase-like
Exons: 3
Source: RefSeq, a predicted model, not a curated record
AAAAUGUCUCUUAAAUAUGAUUUUACCGAUAAAGUAGUAUUGAUAACCGGUUCGAGUUCGGGUAUCGGUGCGGCCACUGCCGUACAGUUUGCCAAAUCGGGUGCCAUGGUUGUAGUCACUGGUAGACGAUCGGACAGAGUUGCCGAAGUGGCCAAACAAUGUACGAGUGUUUCACCGAAACAUUUGUCGGCAUUGGAAGUGGUCGGCGAUAUAACACAAGAAGCGGAUGUCAAACGUUUGUUGGCGACAACUAUCAGACAUUUUGGUCGACUGGAUAUAUUGGUCAACAAUGCCGGCGCCGGUAUAACUGCACCGAUUGGUUCACCAGAUUUUUAUACAGCAUUUCAAAAAGCAAUGCAAAUUAAUUUGAAUUCAAUGGUAUUACUGACACAUCUAUCGGUCGAUCAUUUGGCCAAAACUCGGGGAAACAUUGUUAACAUAUCAAGUGUUGCCGGACUUCGAGCCCUACCAAACUUUGCUCCCUAUUGUUUGGCUAAGACAGCUAUGGAUAUGUUUACGAAAUGUUGUGCCGCUGAGUUGGGUCCCAAACAUAUCAGGGUUAACGUAAUUAAUCCGGGUCCUAUUAGGACUGAAUUUAUGACAGCCAUGGGCAGGACUAGUGCCGAAUCGGAUGCAGUGAUUGCAUCGUUUGAACAAUUGGUACCCUUGGGUAGGGCCGGUCUGGCCGUAGAAGUUGCCGAUGCUAUCAUCUAUCUGGCCAGCGAUCAGUCAAAGUUUGUUACCGGUGCCCAAUUGAUCAUCGAUGGCGGUAUUGUAGCCGCCAAUGGAUUUUCGCCUAAUUUAUUAAAAGAGUUAUAA